Molecule: messenger RNA, 924 nt
Organism: Penicillium maclennaniae
Lineage: Eukaryota; Fungi; Ascomycota; Eurotiomycetes; Eurotiales; Aspergillaceae
Exons: 2
Coding region: 1-924 (307 amino acids)
Source: RefSeq, a predicted model, not a curated record
AUGCCUCAAAAGACUAUCUUCUUGAUGGGCGCUCCUCUACCUGGACAUCUGGACUGGGACAACGACGAGCUUUUCGACAAGCCAAUACCACCGUUUCAAGGUUCCUCAAAUACCGAAGAGGGUCAACCAAUUACUAUUCAACGACCCGUGAAAUGGCGGGUGUUACAGCCUUUGGAUCAUGAGCAACCCAAUGUCUACCAGUCCUUCUACUAUGGACCGGACGACCCGAACUUUCUGACCACACAUCAGCUGGAGACUAUGGAAGAUUCGUCAACUCCAGAAGAUGGAUCCUUACUGUCCAAGUUCUACGAUCAUUCAUUUGCUCUCCACGAAGCUAGAUACCUCAGAGUCAUCUUCGCUCGUGCGAAUACCGGGCGACCUGAGCAAUUUGGAGGAUCUUCCUCGGCCAAACAUCUCCAGUCCAUCACCCCGCAGACCAAGACAAUCAACCUGGUCGUCGGAAUCAUUGCAGUCCAUCCACCCCGCCGUAUAGUAACGCGACAAUGGAAGAAAGCACUAGACCUCAUUGAAUUGGAGGUUGGCGACGAAACACAGACUGGAUUUGGGGUCAACUUUUGGCUCCCAGCGGAGAAGCCCGCCAAGACCCAGGAGAUCGACCGACUGGGGCCAACGCUGGCCGCGCUACGCCCUCGAGACAUCGUUCUGUUGCGGACCGUAGGACUGAGUACAUUCCAGGAUCGAGUCUACGGACAGAGUCUACGAGGGAUGACGAAAAUCAACCUUCUAAAUCGGUGGCCGGCAGACGCGACGGAUGCGGGUGGACACCGGGGCCAGCGCGGCGAUCGGGAGAAGCUUAACAGAGUGCGUGAGUGGGCGCUCCGUUUCGUGGGGACGGAUGCAGCGGGUAGCAUGUCCGGAAUGCCAGAGACACAACGUGGGCCGCUGCCCCCGGACACUCAAUGA